Lactuca saligna is the source of this 399-nucleotide messenger RNA. The record is from the annotation of a GenBank genome assembly. NCBI's taxonomy places the organism in Eukaryota, Viridiplantae, Streptophyta, Magnoliopsida, Asterales, Asteraceae.
AUGAGAUUGUCUCUUGAUGUUGCGAAGAGGUUCCUCAGGUUGCAAGAUAUGUUUGGGUUCGAUAAGUCACCUUUCUUCCACAAUCCAGCCCUAACAUAUCGAUCGCACUCACAAAUUUCUCUUAGCAUCGCCAACAUCAAUCCAAUCGCCAAAUUAGCUACAUCCUCGGUCAGCACAUCAGGAGUAUUAAUAACCCUAAUCCCUUUCUGCUUACAAUGCCCCCAAUCCACCUUGUCUAACCCCACACUAAAAUUAGAUACAAUCUCUAAAGCCGGUAACGAGUCGAUCAAUUCUCGGUCUGCACCGACGUUGGCGUUUCCGAUAACGGCUCGGAUUGAACCAGAAUUCUGCUUGAAGAAGUCGUUUUCUAGGGGAGAUUCCACAAAUGGAAGAGAUUGA